GAGCCAGGCCAAAGCAUGCGAAGCCGCAGCAAGGCUCUAACUUGGCUCUUGACUCAGGAAUCCAGCCAGGCUCUGCUUUCGCAGAACUUCAGCCCUGGAGGCGCGGGAGGCCCCUUUGUUUCCUCCCCGCCAUUGGCCCCUCCUCCCCGUCCUCUCCCUGCCCUCCUCGCCUAUUUCUCGGGCAGCCUCCAGCCUGGCUUCGUCGCCAACACCAUGAGCGGUACCCUGCUGCUGAGGAGCCCCGUCUCUGUGGGCCUGAGGCGCUUUCUGAGGCCCUGCGCUGCCAAGAAGCCCUGCUUCUCCUCCUCCUCUGGAGGCGACUAUGAGGCGGUCUUCAAGAGGUCGGUGGAGCAGCCCCAGGAGCUGUGGGCAGAAGCGGCGCAGGCCAUCGACUGGCACAAGCCCUGGGCCAAAACCAUGGAGAGGAGAGACCCCUUCAGCACCGCCUGGUUUGUUGGGGGAGAGCUGAAUAUUUGUUAUAAUGCUGUAGAUCGACAUAUUAAAAAUGGGCGAGGAGAUCAGAUCGCAAUCAUACAUGACAGCCCUGUAACAAAUACUAAAGAGUCGGUAACAUACAAAGAAGUUCUUCAGCAGGUUUCCAAGUUAGCUGGUGUCAUGAGAAGCCAUGGAGUAAAGAAAGGAGACUGUGUGGUCAUCUACAUGCCAAUGAUUCCACAGACUAUGUACACUAUGUUAGCAUGUGCAAGAAUAGGAGCGAUACAUAGUCUCAUUUUCGGUGGAUUUGCUUCAAAAGAGCUUUCUACACGCAUUGAUCAUGCCAAGCCCAAACUGAUUGUAACAGCAACAUUUGGAAUAGAACCUGGAAGAAAAGUUGAAUAUCUACCACUUUUAGAAAAAGCCCUGGAGAUGAUAAAGCACCAACCUGAGAAAGUUUUAAUUUACAGCCGCCCUAAUAUGGAGCCUGCCCCUCUGAGACCAGUACGUGAUCUGGAUUGGCAUGAAGAAAUAGCAAAAGCAAAUCCGUGUGAUUGCAUCCCUGUUCUUUCAGACCAUCCUCUUUAUAUUCUUUAUACAUCAGGAACAACUGGCACACCCAAGGGUGUUGUUAGACCAACAGGUGGCUACGCAGUUAUGCUAAACUGGACUAUGUCAGCUGUAUAUGGUCUUCAUUCUAAAGAGGUGUGGUGGGCAGCAUCUGAUUUAGGCUGGGUAGUUGGUCAUUCUUACAUUUGUUAUGGACCUCUUCUACAUGGGAAUACAACAGUUUUGUAUGAGGGGAAACCUGUAGGGACUCCAGAUGCGGGUGCUUUUUUCCGUGUGCUGGCAGAGCAUGGAGUGGCCGCUUUCUUUACUGCACCAACUGCAAUUAGAGCAAUUCGCCAACAGGACCCUGAGGCUACCCUGGGGAAACAGUACAAUCUGACAAGGUUCCGAACAUUGUUUGUAGCUGGUGAACGUUGUGAUGUGGAUACAUUGCAGUGGUGCAAAGAAAUCUUCAAAGUACCGGUUUUGGAUCAUUGGUGGCAAACUGAAACAGGAUCUUCAAUAACAGCUUCCUGCAUUGGCUUGGGAAACUCUUUAACACCUCCCCCAGGACAGGCAGGAAAACCGGUGCCAGGAUACAAUGUGAUGAUUAUGGAUGACAACAAGCAAAUUGUAAACGCGAAGACUUUAGGAAACAUUGUGGUGAAGUUGCCUUUGCCUCCAGGAGCCUUUUUGGGUCUUUGGAAAAAUGAGGAGACUUACAAGGAAUUAUACUUUCAAAAAUUUCCGGGAUACUAUGAUACUAUGGAUGCAGGUUAUAUGGAUGAAGAGGGCUAUUUGUAUGUCAUGUCUCGAGUGGAUGAUGUAAUCAACGUUGCAGGCCAUAGAAUUUCGGCAGGUGCGCUUGAGGAGGCUGUCUUGUCCCAUUGUGAUGUGGCAGAUUGUGCGGUUGUUGGCCAAGAAGACUCUUUAAAGGGCCAUGUGCCAUUGGCAUUGUGCGUCUUAAGAAAUGGAGUGGAGGCUGAAGAAGAAAAGCUCUUGGAAGAAAUUGUUAAGAGAGUUAGAGAAAAUAUUGGCCCCGUGGCAGCAUUUCGGAAAGCAGUAUUUGUGAAACAGCUACCGAAGACUCGUUCUGGCAAGAUCCCGCGGUCAACUCUUUCUUCUUUAGUGAAUGGAAAACCAUACAAGAUAAGUCCAACCAUUGAGGACCCUGCUGUGUUUAAGCAUGUUGAAGAAGUGCUGAAGACUAAGCUGAAGUAAUAGUUGUUCAAAUCUGAGCAAUACCUGAUAUAUCAGGUGGAUUGUAUUUUUGGGGGUGCAGAUGAUCACCUUAUGGUCAGAGAAUGGUGAAGAAAUCCCAACCAUAGUCUUUUUAUUGAAUCCCUGGUAAUUACAUAUUGAUUCACCGAUUAGGAUUGAUUCAGUGGGUCUGCUCUCACUGGGACUAGCAGUAGCUAGCGUUCAGGCCAGAGAUGACUCUCUUUCGAAAGGGAAAUUUGCCAUAGCAUGCGGGAACUAAUUAAUUCUCCAUAUCAACAUCUCUCUACACAUCAGUGGAAAUAUUUUCUCCUCAUGUGGUCAUGUUUGGUUGUUGUCCACUUUCAGCUAAAUAAUGAGUACAUUUUUUAAAUUUUAUCCCCUCUACUUAUCAGAGGUCUGGGAAACAAGAAUGUGAUAAACACUCUCCUCAAGUGACAGCUAUCCAGUUGUAAAAUUCUUCCCCUUUGUAAAUCACAAAUUUGUGGCCAACCACCUUUUAGAUAUUCUAUUUGGAAACACAUUACAAGAAAGAGGGAAAAUAAUGCUAGGUUUUUCCAGUGAUGCUGAACACACACACAUAAACACACAUACAUACACACCCCAGUUAUCAUAAUUUAGGUUUUGAAUGUCACUAUUUAAAUUUUUUGUGUGAGUUUUUGGGUGGAUAUGGCUGUCAGUGCUGACAUUUAAUGAUAAAACUGAACUUUUUUGCUUUAACCACUGUGCAGUCCUGAGAAAGACCCUGCUGAAAUAAAAAGAUGUAUUAUAUUUCCAACUCUAUGCUUCGACAUAUUGAGGCUGUUGAUUUCUUAAGUACAUGUAGGAGAAAGAGUGCGUGGGCAUGGGUAUGUACGUAUAAAAAUUAACAUCUGACCUUGAGGAGGUGGGAAUGUCUUCCAGUGCAAAUUUAAAAGGUCAUUGGAACAGAAAAUCUUACCAGAAUGCUGCUUCCCAAAAUCUUUUAAAGCUAUGCCUCAAACUUUUGCUUUAUAACUAUUCAACUAUUACUAAGGCUUCGGUGAUUACAUCGAUCUACUGUGUAGUAAUCACUGGGUGAAUCCAGUUUUCUGGUGGCCAUAUCUAAAAUCCAUUUGCACAAAAAUGUGCACUGGAGGAUUUUUGCUAUAUAUAAAACAGCACAUUUAUUCUGCCACCUUGUGGCAAACUGCAACAGUGUCUUUCAGAGCACAUUCUGUUCGCUUGUUAAUCAAAAAUGUUAUGUUUAUAUUCAUCCCUGAAGCAAUGCUAAUCUCUAAAGUUGCACUUGAAACUAUGGCACAUGCAGCCCCAUCACAGACUGAACACAUAAAACAGCACUGAAUUUCUUUUAUUGACAACAGGGGAGAAAAUCUGUCACUGUUUGGUUAACUGAAGUCUGCUUUUAAAUAAAAAAUACGCAGUAAAAACAAAUGUACGUGCAGAUGUUCAGAUCAGCCUGCUGAAAGGAAUAACCAAAAGACAGGCGUUAAGCUAAAUCAGGCAGCAGGAGUUUAGCAAAUAGAUAAAUGACAUAGUUAACUAGGUCUUACUUUGGAACUUCCCAUAUAAACAAAGAAUAAACACCAAUAACACCACCAAAGAAAACCACAUCAGAUAAUAAGUUUCUCCUCUAAACUUUUAUACAUUAUACAUUAACCGUUCUGUCUUUCAGUUAUUUCCUCUGUAAAGUUUGACUUCAGAGAAGUCUCAGCAAGGCCAUUAGAUAAAAUCAUAACAUUAGACAAGCAACUGCCUAAUAUGCCUAUUACAAGGAAGAAAUGGAGGGCAUAUUUUUAAAUAACGGAACAGCUGAAGAUCAGAUUUAUUUUCCCUUGAUGUUUUUGUUUCAUGCCAGUGCUGGCUAGCCUGUGAAGGAUUUGGAAGGAAAAAAGGUGAUUUAUAGCAAAGCUAAAUUGCUUCUUGAUCCACAAGUAGCCAAUGGCAAGAAUGUCUCUUGUUAAUUCCCUGUCAUAGUAUUGGACUUUGCAAACAGUUUUUCUUCAUCUUGAGUUUAAAAAGAAGAGCCGUCACAGUGCUUUUCUACAGGUAAAUGGAACAAUUUUGUUUGUCCUUUAUAGGUCCAGGUUUUUUUGGCUCAAGUUCCAUGUUUUGAUCUUUCUGUUAGAAAUCAUCAGAGGCAGGUGUUAAGCUUCAAAUAUUGACAGAUUCAUUAAAAAGUAGGAAGGUGUUGAAGCAUCAAAUAACUUUGCUAAAGAUAUCGAAUGUACUUUGCUACAAUUCAAAACUGUAAAAAUGGUGGAAUGGAAAGAUACAAACAGCAUUGUUUGACACUGUCUUGUCAAGUUUUUGCACUAGGACCCCAUGUACUAUAGAUUUAAUUUUUAAAAAAAUCAUAUUUAUAUCCAUUUACAUGAGACUUACACAUAUUAAAAGAAAUUCAUACACAGUAAAUACAUAAAUUCUAGUAUAUUACAAUGAAACAGAUGAGACAAGUUUAAAAUGAGUUCCUCUUUUUGGUAAAAGUGAGAUUUAUGCACUUUGGCCAAAUUUAAAAUAAAACAUUGGGGUUUAUUUUUUAAAACUAAUCAGUAGCUAUUGUUUUAUUGAACUAUCCAGUGGGUGCAUUCUGUCCAGUACUGUCACUACAAAUUCUGUCGUUUCAGUGGGGUUUGUAUCCAAAACCUACAUAAGCCCCAUGGAAACAAAUAUGAGCUGUGUGACUAUAAUACUUGACAGAUUGCAUGUUAUAACUUAAUAUGUAACAAGAUCACCACACAUUUUAAUCUGAUAAACAUCUAUGUUUUCUUCCCUAUUACCCUGUUCUUGGAAUAAAAAGCUUCUUUUCUUAAGAUGGUGGUAGUGCACUUCAGGUAAAGUAGAAGAAAAAGGUGGCAUCUAGAGAGGGAGGAAAAUAGUACAGUCAGUUAAUAAAUCUCUUGGCAGUAUUCAAUUAUAUACAAUUAUUUAUUCCUAAGACUAAUAAUUAUGUCAGACUGAAAAAAAGUGGAACCAUUAAGAGAAGAGGACUGGUGACCAAUGGAAACAUGGGCCAGAAAAGAUGCACUCUGUUUUAUCUUGAGACUUAGAAUUGUUGUUGAUGAUGAUGAUGCUAUGGAACAUUAAAAAUGUAUGGAGCAGAAUCCCGUAUGGCAAUUAUGAAUGUGUAACCCUAAGGGUUACAGAGGAACAACUCCACAUACCAGGAAGCAGCUGCUACAGUCGACACAGAGCCUAUUUCCCUGUUGAUUGGGAAGCGGCUGGCUGCCGUCUCAGCCUCCCCCUCUCCCCAAACACACAAGUGAUCUCCAGUACAAGGGGGGGAUUGUAACAAGGACCCUGUUUCUGUCUCUUGCAAUGGUUGCUCACAGGAAGCCAGCCAUUUCUCAAGCAACAAAGGAACAGGUUCCUGUUGAUUGCAGUAGCUGCUGCCUAGUAAGUGGGGAUUUGGUGGGAGGGGGUAAGUGGCACCCUAAUGCUGGUGCUUACACAUACAAAAAGUCCAUAUAGGAUUCUGGCUAUAAGAACAACCCCCUAAGCGAUCUCUGCCAGCUUAUAUCAUAUAGAUCUUUUUACCAUUCAGAGCAGUAGUAUACAUAUUAGGAAAUAUAUAUAAUGUUAUUUAGCUAUCAGAUAAAGACAUUCUGAAAACUAGCCUUCAUAUAACACCUAAAGCAAAGGUGUUACUGGAUUCAGGGUACAGUCCUGUAUAUACUCACUGGGAAUGUGGCCUAUUGUGUAGAAUCUCAAUUGAAAGAAUGUAAAAUGAGACACAGGUUGAAUAUCACUUAUCCAGAAUUCCGAAAUCCUCCAAAAUAAUCCACAUUGGUGGUUAGAUAGAAACAACGUUUGUUUUCUGUGUAGGUGUACUUGGUUUUGCGUGUAAAAUUCUUAAAGAUAUUGUGUAUACAAUUGCUUUCUGGUUAUUUUUAUAAGGUGUCCAUGAAACAGAAAUUAAUUUCAUGUUUAGACUUGGGUCCCAUAUGCAAAUACGGUAAUUCCAAAAUCAAAACACUUCUGACCUUAAGCACUUUAGAAAAGGGAUACUCAGCUUGCAUCUAGUAGGGUUGUUAAUUAAGAGCUUUGGCUAAUUAGUGUAAGGUUUGGGGCACAGUCCAACAUUUAGCAGGUGGUGUAACACUGUGUCUGUGAGGAUAUCUCUCCUUCCCUGGCUGGCUGCUUUUAAGUGGAAAUUGUCACAUGUUUAAAAAAAACAACAUUUGAUGGCGGUAGUAUUGGGUUGCAAAUUACUGUUUUUGCCACUGUACUGAACGCAUGGGGCCACCCAUAGAUCUACUCUCCUCUCAUUUACAACUUGAGUUGUUCUAAUUCUGGCAAAUUGGUGUCCUGGUUGUCAGCCCACCUGCCCCCAGGUUGCCUUUAAUACAUUAUUGUGGCCUACAGAUUGCAGUUAGAAUGUUCUAUUUUUGUUUUCAGACUCCAAUGCAAUCACUGAGCCUAUGUAAUAACAGCAGAUUAGGUAAUCCAUAGGUUUGAUGCCUACAGACUUGGCCUCUUUUCCUUUCUGAACCUUUAAAUCCUCUAGAGGCAUACAUCCUUGCACCCUUUUUGUGUUAAGCAACUGCCUGUGUAGCUCUGUUUGCAUGACAUUCUAACCCACUGUAUUGUCUUUCUGAUUUUGUUUGGUAUUUCUGGAGGAAAGAAAAGCAGUGAUUUUAAUUAGUUUGAAAUUGACGCCAAACUACACAUGACAUUAGUGACCUGUUUAAACAAAUGCCUUUAAUCUGCCCCCUCUUGGUUUGGAGGAAAAGCAGACAUACCAGUUUCCAGUGAAAUUCCUCCCAUUUCUCCUAACAGCAUUGGUCCCUUGAAGUACUACUGCCUGCAAUGUUCCUAGGGAAAAUGUGAGCUAGGCAGGAGGCAGUCUUCAUGCAAAAACUAGAAUAAGAAUGAUUUCAGUAAGAGUAUGUUCUUGAUUGUUGUUGUUUUCCUUAUACUUACAGUAGUCAGGUUGAACUACCAUUAGCUUAAUAUUGAAGCAAGUUUUUUUUGGGGGGGGGUUAAAACCUAUUUGACAGACACAAUCUGCAAUCCAGAUGUGCUCUGGGAAGAGAAGACAUGCCAGCUGUUGCCUAAAAGGGAAGGCAGGUGCUUAAAACAGCAAGAAGAUAGGUCUCAUUGGGAAGAAAUCACAGUACAAAACAAAACCGCUAUGAAUCCUGUGUUCUCAGAAAUUGGAUGGACAAAAGCAAUCACUCUAACAAAUGAAAACUCAGGCAUUUGGAGGAAGAAAGGAAAUUAGUUUAGAGGGGAUGCAUCACAGAGGCAGGACCAAAUCCAUAACUAUUUAAACUGCAAAAGAAAAUUCUCCAUUGCCCUUUAAAGAUGCUAUAAGAAGCUGUGAUAGCAUCUUUAACUCCUUUAGGAAAACUCAGGACAUGUAAAAUAUCUGCUUUUCGGAUUAUUUGUUAACAUGAAAUCCUGAUCAGAGGUAGCCAAGUUCAUGUUACUCUCUGCUUAAAUUAACAGUUGAAGUUGCUGGAAUGAAAUGGAAUAAUUAGCACCAUUUGAAUUGCUAUGCUCAAAUGUUAAUGUGAUUCCAGAAUGCCAGCAAUACUGUGUGAAUAGACAGGUUUUAACAUUUACUGUCUCCAGCCAGCUCCCACUAUACAUUAUAAAGUUCAGAUCUGUAACACAUUCCACAAAUCAGUUGUGCUAGACCUGGUCAUAGAGGUGGCAAAUCUGUGGGUGCAGCUGUACUGCUUCAGACUGCAGAUACGGGCUCACGUUAGUAAAUGUUACAUUGUCAAUUUAGAAAGUCUAAGAAGCUGCAGGUUGAGUCAAAAUUCUCAGGGGGCUGAAGAUUCCCCAGUUGUUGUUAGUUUCCAUGCAAAAUUGUUCCUCUUCCUUUACAGAAACUUGAUGAAUAGUAGAACAUCCUUAAAACAUUGAAGCAUUACAGACAUUUAACCUUUGGUAAACCCGUAGAAAUUGAAGCAGUUCAUUUUUCAUGCAUGUUGCAAGUAGUUGCAUGGAAUUCAGUUAUGGAUUUUCAGCUAUGGGUUUUGCAGGCUUUUGCAUAAGCUAAAAUGUGCCAUUUCUCCAUACCCAUUUCAUAUUGAUUCUAUCAGCUCCUGGAAUAAGUUUUCAAAUAUUCCCAAAUUGGAAUUGAUCUCCUGGUCUCAAAAAUUUCCCAUUCUAAUCAUGCUAUACAUGCGUAUGGAGACAUAUUUGCAUUUGGAAGUGGUGUAGACCACAGGACUUUAUCACCACAAGAAGAAUUAGUUUUAAAAAUCAGAAGGUUCCCAGCCUUUCAGCAGAAUCUGUCACUACCAGAUGUACAUUAGAUGUUCAUUUUCAUAAGUAAUAUAGCCUCCCAAUUUUUAUGUUUGAAUACUUACAUUAGUUCAGCUCAGAGCUCUUUUUCCAUGCUAGUCUUGUCAGCAUGAAUAUGUGCGAACUGUAGAACUGUCUAACCUCUGCAACCGUGCCGAAGCAACUGAAAUUACACACCAAAACUUCAGUAAAUAUCUUGCAACCUGGACUCGGAGAAGCCUCCUUAAUUAACUCCCCAAUAUAGGUUUUCUGAUAAAAUGUGUAGCUUACUGAGAGAUUUUAAUACCUAAGCGUAUUUAAUGCUAAUUACCUGCCCCUCUUUAAUAUACAAAUAUGCUAAAAUACUAAUACAUAUUAUUCAAUCUUAAAUAUGAACCAACGGGUAACCAACGGUGUGGUGUAUUGAAAUAUCACACCGGAGACAGGGGUACAAAUCUCCACUCAGCCACAGAAACCCAUUGGGUGAUGUUUGACAAGUCAUAUUCUCAUCCUUAAAAGAAGGCAAAGGCAAAAUCGUCUCUGAACAAAUCUUGCCAAGAAAACCCCAAGAUAGUUGUGCAUUUGGGUCACUAAAGGUUAAAAACAACUUGAAGGCAUGUGAUCCAACAAGCAUUGGUUUUUUUUUUCUCAGCUCUCCACCCUGAGUCAAACAAUAUACAAUGUUUAGUUAGAGAUGGUGGCAGUAGUCCUGUUCUUUUGGAUGUCAACACAAAUGCCCAGGAUUCAAAAGGGUCUAUGGACACAUGCCCCAGAUAAAGUCUGGAACAAAACUAUUCAGGCAUGUUCAACAUAUGGCUGGGUGGCUGUUAGACUGUUAUAGCCACCCACAGAUAUCUAGUGGGGCUGAAGGUAGGGACAUGUUUGUUUAAAUUAUUCAUUCACACAAAGGGUUAUCCUCCUCCUCCCCCAUCCCAUUGGCACACCAUGUAAUGUUUGAUGGGAGGAGGGGCAAGCCAGUAAGGCACACUUUUGGAUCUUUGAGAGGUCUGUGCAAGGGUCCCAUAGGAUGUAAUUGCAGUGUGUGCGCUGCUAUGGCUGGUGCUUCUCCUUGUCUGCCUGCACUCUUCUGCAAUCCACUAUAUGGCUGAGCCAGGGGGUUGAGAGAAGGGUGAGUCUGGACUUCAUAUGUUGGGAAUUCAGUUCUCUAGUCUAGUUGGAAGAUUGAGAAAAAAUGAAAUGAGUUUGAGGAAGAUUCUCCUCACCAGGGUUUUCGGACACUCAAGAAUCUCCUCUCAUUUCUUUUUCCUGAGUUGUUGAAUAUUUUCCAUCGCUACUUGAAGGUAGGGCAGGCAUAUUACUUUGAUGGGGAAGGAGGGUGUUCUCUGGUUCCCAAACAUGGUACUGGCGUGUGAAGCCAAAGCUUUUCAAUAUCUGAUGUUGUGGUACACUUCUGGAAAGGGUGGUGUGUAUCUCCUAUAGCCCAAUUCAUUGAUUUUUUUUUUUUAGAAUGCAUGUAUUAACCACAACAACUAAAAACAUAGUAAACCCAAAACAAAGUGGUGUUUUUGUGACACGUAAUGCAUAGAUACAUAUAAAUGUAUAAAUAGAGGGAAGCUCUGCACUUAAUGGACUAAACACACCUAUUCCAGUGUUUUAUACAAAAUCUAAACAAAGGAUAUUCUGUUCAAAAUAUCUUUUAAAACAUUGUGCAUAGGAAUAUGUGAGCUAUGGGGGUGGGGGAGGCAGAUAUAGUAAUUGUGCUUGACAUAUACUCUUGGCUGAUCCAAUUUAGACUCAGAUGGACAAACUUAGAAUGAAUUUGGUCUUGAUGUGGAUAAGCCCCAAUUAGCUCAUUUCAGGGAGAGUCUUACUCAAAUUCCAAGAGUAAUUGGUCUCUUUCACAAUAUAAUGAGGGGCUGAAUUCUCUUCCUAACUUUGGUGACCUCCACCAUUGCUUUCUUUUCUCAAAAUGUAAAGUCACAACAUAAAGACGGUUGUUGUGGUUUUCAUUAAGUUGAGAGCUUUGGAGUAUGGUUUGAUUUACCCUCUCUGAGCUGUUUUAGGCCAGGGAGAGUGUUUUUUUCUGGCUCCCUUUUGAAAAAGAGUCUUUCCUGGGCAUAAAAUGGCUCAGAAAGAGCCCCAAAAUGGUGAAAUUGCUCUAUGGGGCAAGAAGACAAUGGUAAAAAUAUUCAAAAUCAUUACUGGAAGAGUAUGGUAGUGUAUGACCCUCCAAGGUCUCCUGGAGGCCCAAUGAGACUCCAAGCCCUUCAAAAGUUGCCUACCAUUGUUCUUGAGAACUGUAGUACUCUCAUGCUCUAGAAAGGCAGUAUUGGCACUCAUUUUUUAUGUAUGUGUAUAUUGAUAUUGUUCCUACCAGGUACAUUUAAGCUGAUAUGAUGCCUUCAGCUGAUUAUGAACUGCAUGAAAAUCUUAGAGUUCUUUGGAUGUUAUUCAAAAUUAGUUCAGAAUUUCUAAAAGGGGAUAUUCAUACUAUCAGCUUCCUAGGUUUUUUCUAGCUUUGUCUUUUGGUCACUUUAAUUCAAGAUUAGUGAACAGCUAAGGGGAAAUUCACUUCUACGUUAUUCUGUUACCUUCUUCAUUUCAUAUGGAUGUGCUUUUAUUGUUCCUACAUAUUAUAGCUUGAAACAUUCCAAUAGCAAGACACAAAAAGCAAAUAACAUCUGACAUAUGGAAGGUUCCAGACUUAACAGUGCAUCUAAACUGGAAUUAAUGUAGUUUGACACCAUUUUAACUGCCAUGACUCAAUGAUGGGAAAUCAUGGUAGUUGUAGUUUUAUAAAGUCUUCAGCUUUCUCUGCCAGAGUGUUGUUAACCAGCCUAUCACUCCCUUGGUACCAUAACAUUGAGCUACAAUUUUACAGUGUAAAUGCAACGUUAGUCUGGCAGCAUCUUCAAGUUUUCAUCACAGUUGUCAGUGCUGAACAGGUAUUAUAAAAGAUGGAAGGUUUAAUACUUUGAAAAUACUCUUCUGUAUUUUCCCCAGCCCCCAAAAAGAUCAUCUGCUGUCUGUACCUAUUACGAUUUCAUUUAAUGUGCUUUCUUCCAGAUAUUAACUUCCAGUGUGCAAAUAUUUUUACAUGAAAUUAAACCAGAAACUAAGCUGGAUUUGCAAUAGAAAACUGAAAUGUUAUCUUGUACCGAGCAAUAGAACUUUUGUUUUCAAAGGGUUAAUGUCAUACCAUCAGUUGCCAUUUUCCGUGACUGUCCUGAUGUUGUAGUUAACCUGAAUCCAGCUGGCAGUGUUUCUGAAGAGCCAGGCAUCAUGCUGAUCCCAUGGACUUCACGUGGAGGAAAUUGUCUUCGCCAGGAAGAACCGCGCCUAUAAUUCUUGUCAUCACUCUGUUGAUGCACAAGUGUUUGAAUUUUACUAAAACAGACAGCUGUUACAAACUCUAACCAGGCCACCAAAGUAGGCAAAUGCUGCCUGGAAUGUUGUGGGGGGAUCUACAUUCGCCUGUUCCUAAUCUAGAUCAUCAUUAUAUUCGCCUUUAUUAUUAUCUGCUGAAUUUCAGGAAUAGCAAAGUUGGGAGAUUAUUCUUUAUGUAUAUAUUUAAAAACACUGUUUUGCUUAUCACUAAUUCAAAAUUCUUAUUUCUAGUACUGCUUGCGUGUUAUCAUUUUCAUAUAUGUAUAUAUGGAUGGUUAUAUGUUGGCCACCUAGAGCUGCUGAACAGUUUAACAGUUUCACAGUCCUCUACGCAAUGUCACCACUGUUGUUACUAACAAAAGGCUCUAGAGUGUAUACAGAUUAGCACAAGCAGUUCAUUAACAUUCAUUUAUCGUAAGUUUUCCUACAUCUGUUCUGAAUCAGUUUUGAUAUAUUCUAUUCUACAGUAAAGCUGGGACUACCAUAAUGGUUAAUUCCAUCCCAUAUAUCCCUAGUUUGAUGAAACAUUUAUAGUUAAUGCUGAUAGUAUGGCAUUGUAGUGAAUAAAUUAUGGAUAUAUUGGGGAAAAAGAUCUGCAGUCCCAUGUGAGGACAUAUAACUGUGUUGGAAGCUCAUGUUUACUAAAUGAUAGCAUUUUAAGACUUUUUCCAUACUUCACAUCUUUUCUAAUGCAAAUUGUUAAUAGUAAGCAAUUAUUGUUAUUUGCUGUUCAGACUCUGGUAUGUAUGAGUAAUGCCACUUACUUCAUCAAGUCGCCUAUCUGUUCCUAGUGCCAACAGAUUGUUGUAUUCUCUUUCGAGGAUCUGUCGUGCCUAAUGUUAACCAAAUCAAACAAUAGAAGUAAAUAAAUGAAUAAAACAGACAAAUAUCUUUAGGGAUUAAUUAUAACAACUUGUUCAUCUGCCUACCUGUGUAUUCUGUGUUGGAAUCUGCAAUAAUAAAGCUAAACUGCUGUAAUCAAAGUUA
This is a messenger RNA of Anolis carolinensis (green anole), 12753 nucleotides long. It is a transcript of the gene acss3, whose product is annotated as acyl-CoA synthetase short chain family member 3. The transcript has 17 exons. Gene Ontology annotation, molecular function: propionate-CoA ligase activity. Bases 16 to 2205 code for a protein of 729 amino acids. NCBI's taxonomy places the organism in Eukaryota, Metazoa, Chordata, Lepidosauria, Squamata, Anolidae. Gene Ontology annotation, cellular component: mitochondrial matrix. The record is from RefSeq and is a predicted model, not a curated record.